GGUACCAGUUCUCUGGAAGUCGGAUCAGAGUUUAGGCCACAGAGAUGGAGAUGAUGAGCAGGCUGAUCACGCUCCUGAUCUUAUCGAUGGCGGUUUUUCCGGCAGUGUUCUCGCCGGUCUCCGCGCAGAUGGUGACGCCCUGUACCAUGAGCAUGGUCAAUGGGUUCACUCCCUGCCUGAGCUAUGUCACCGGAGUCGGCGCUAGUGGCCGGUCGCCGUCCAGUGACUGCUGUGCAGCACUUAGCUCCAUGGUCAGCAGCUCAUCUGGGUGCCUCUGCCUCAUCAUGUCGGCCAACCCUCCUCUCCAGGCCCCCAUCAACCAGGCCUUGGCCGUCGCUCUCCCCCAGGCCUGCGGCAUGCCAUCCUCAGCCGUCCAAUGCCAAGAUAAUUCGUCAGCCCUUUCCCCACCAGCCUCCGGCAUUCCCGGGACAGCAAAUCCUCCAUCAACCGGGCCACCAGUGACAACUACAGAUGCGAGCGCACCGGGUGCGGCAGCGGCGCCGCCGGCUCCCGUUCAGGUGGUUCCGCCACCGGUAUUGCCGACACCUACAACCGUGGGAACUGGUUCUCCAAGAACAAUACCAAACUCUGCGCAAAAGAUCCAUGGCUGCUCCGUCUUGUUCAUGCUUGCCUCGCUAGUGCUGGGAAGCUGCAUGCUUUAGAUCAAGCCCAGUUGCUUUCUUGCUGUGACUUAUAUCACGUUGCUUGUGUGCUUCGGCCGGGAUCGGUCACUCAAAUAGACACUCGUGUCAUGCCGACGACUGCACGAAAGUGGCCGUGUCCAUGUGAUUAUGUGGUUUUUUAGUACGCAUUAAUGGGCGAGAUGACUAUGUAUUAUUAAUUAUUGUGUGGAGUUUGAGGGUUUUGUAAAGACUGUUCCGAAUUUAAAUUUUCGUAUUUUAUGAUCCAAAUCCAUUAUUGUAGCA
Molecule: messenger RNA, 926 nt
Organism: Nymphaea colorata (pocket water lily)
Lineage: Eukaryota; Viridiplantae; Streptophyta; Magnoliopsida; Nymphaeales; Nymphaeaceae
Product: non-specific lipid transfer protein GPI-anchored 20-like
Exons: 4
Coding region: 45-662 (205 amino acids)
Source: RefSeq, a predicted model, not a curated record